Molecule: messenger RNA, 1011 nt
Organism: Monosiga brevicollis MX1
Lineage: Eukaryota; Choanoflagellata; Craspedida; Salpingoecidae
Exons: 7
Coding region: 1-1011 (336 amino acids)
Biological process (GO): secondary metabolic process
Cellular component (GO): cytosol; cytoplasm
Molecular function (GO): carboxy-lyase activity; hydrolase activity
Source: RefSeq, a predicted model, not a curated record
AUGGACGGUGUGAAAAAAGUUGACUUUCACACUCACAUUCUCCCUCGCGAAAUUCCCAACUGGAAGGAGGAAUUUGGCUACGGUGGCUUUAUUCGACUUGACCACCUGGAAAAUGGAAACGCCAACAUGAUGAAGGAUGAUGGCAAGUUUUUCCGCGAGAUUGAACCCAACUGCUGGGACCCUGAGGUCCGGUUGAAAGAAAUGGCAGAGACAGGCGUUGACGUGCAGGUCAUCUGCACCGUGCCCGUCAUGUUCAACUACCACAUUAAGGCCGCAGAUGGCCUCAAGGUGGCACGCUUCCUCAACGACGACGUGGCCAAGACAUGCGCAACAUACCCUGACAAGUUUAUUGGGCUGGGUACUUUGCCAAUGCAGGAUCCAGCUUUGGCGGCCGAGGAGCUGCGGCGUUGUCGCAACGAAUUACACCUUGCCGGUGUGCAAGUUGGGUCGCACAUCAACAAGUGGAACCUUGACGCGAAGGAGCUUGAACCGUUUUGGACCGCCUGCGAGGAGACGGACGCUGCCGUGCUGAUUCAUCCCUGGGAUAUGGAGCAGACGGGCCGUUACGCCGACUACUGGGCCCCGUGGCUUGUGGGCAUGCCGGCAGAAACCACGCUGGCGAUUAUGACCAUUCUGAUGGGUGGGGUCUUGGAGCGCCAUCCCAAGUUGAAGCUGUGCUUUGCACAUGGCGGUGGGAGCUUUGCCUUUACUCUUGGGCGGAUUCAGCAUGGAUACAACGUUCGGCCAGAUUUGUGCGCAAAAAAAUGCAAGAGGGACCCCCGCUCCUUUGUGGGGCAGUUUUGGGUCGAUUCAGCCGUGCACGAUGCGGAUGCGUUAGCCUUUUUGGUCAAGAUCAUGGGCGAAGACCGCGUGAUCAUGGGCAGCGAUUACCCCUUCCCCCUGGGCGAGCACCAUCCUGGCAAGGAGAUUGAGACGCACACCCAAUUGGACGAAGCGCUCAAGAGCCGUCUCCUGGCGCGCAACUGCCUGCAGUUCUUGGGCAAGAUCUAA